Brassica oleracea var. oleracea is the source of this 656-nucleotide messenger RNA. RefSeq lists its product as uncharacterized. NCBI's taxonomy places the organism in Eukaryota, Viridiplantae, Streptophyta, Magnoliopsida, Brassicales, Brassicaceae. The coding region runs from base 177 to 623 and encodes 148 amino acids. The record is from RefSeq and is a predicted model, not a curated record. The transcript has 3 exons.
CGACCUAACCCUAACGUAGCGAGCAAGUCUCCAAUUCGUAACAAUGCCCGAAGCCAAAGAGCGAAUAUUUCUCUGGCAAUUGGACAUUCGUCUUCUGGCUCACGGAUGACUACCCAGUCCCUGUUGGUGUCGGGAUUCAUUCUAUCCAUAGUACUAUCAACGCAGCUCUUCAUCAAAUGGGUUUUGAUAAGGUGCAACCAAUCCAGGAAUAUUGUGACAACGACAAACGGUAUAAUGUUACGGCUUCUAAACAAAUGGUUAGGGAAAUGCUUGUUCGAGCAGGAUCGAUGUAUGGUGAACCAGUAAAUUUAGUGGUCAUCGCAAAACAAAGCACAAACCCUGAGAUGAACAGGGUUCUUCACUGUUUGAACUCCAGAAACAACCCUGUUCUCGUGGUCGAGCCGCCUGAUGAUGACACGGCGCGAGAUAGUGUAUUUCGUUCUGUCUACUCGCUAGUUGAGUGUACACAUGUUGUAGGUGGAGGAAAGACUACAAGGCCACAGAGUUGUUGUUAUGAUAUUGUUUUUGGUGAUGAUUCUGGUUCUGGUUCUGAUACUGAUACUGAUAUUGAGGAGGAUGCUUAUCGGUGGAGGAAAAGAAUGAUCUAUAAGCUGGAAGGCUAAAAUGUCCUCCAGUGAUUGUGGUUGCUGUCAAGU